Leptopilina boulardi is the source of this 1691-nucleotide messenger RNA. RefSeq lists its product as uncharacterized. The record is from RefSeq and is a predicted model, not a curated record. The coding region runs from base 338 to 1654 and encodes 438 amino acids. Gene Ontology annotation, cellular component: nucleus. Gene Ontology annotation, biological process: regulation of transcription by RNA polymerase II; anterior/posterior pattern specification; regulation of neurogenesis. The transcript is spliced from 6 exons. Gene Ontology annotation, molecular function: protein dimerization activity; DNA-binding transcription factor activity, RNA polymerase II-specific; RNA polymerase II cis-regulatory region sequence-specific DNA binding. Lineage: Eukaryota; Metazoa; Arthropoda; Insecta; Hymenoptera; Figitidae.
UAGGAAGUGUAAAAAAAAGGCGAGGGGAGAUGAUCUACCUGAGGGAAUAAAAUUGUAAAGUAUAGCAUUUAUUCUAUAUGUAUAUACACUCUCGAGGGAGGGUUCGAACUUGAAAGUGAGCGAGGGGAGGGUCCCGUCAGAAUGGCUAGUAGUGAGUCAGUUCACGUACAGACUGCAUCGAGAACACCCGCUGUCUAAAUGACUCAAUAUUUAUGUCAUUGUAUUGUUUUUUUCUCACCCUUCAUUUUUUAUUAUUUUAUUAAUUAACAUAACAGUGACCAGUGUCAUGUGCUAUUACAUAAAAACAAAAUUUGAAAAUCAUUUCAAAUAACUUGUAAUGAUGUCGUACGAUUAUCCACAUCCGGUUUCAAGGACUUAUCAGUAUAAAAAGAUCACAAAGCCACUGCUGGAGAGAAAGAGACGAGCUCGAAUAAAUCGAUGUCUUGAAGAAUUAAAAGAUUUGAUGGUGGACGCCUUGGAGACCGAGGGUGAAAAUAUCAGCAAAUUAGAGAAGGCGGAUAUUUUAGAAUUGACUGUUCGUCAUUUACAAAGGCUUCAAACGUCAAGACCAUCGGGAUUGUCUACUUCAGCAUCCACCAAUGAAGAUACAUCUGCCGAAAGUAGAUGGCAAUCUGGAUUUGGUCAUUGUGCAGCUGAGGCUUGUAGAUUUUUGGCAUCGCUUCCCGGCGAAACAGCCGAUAAACUUUUUAAACAUCUCACCACUCUUUUGACACCAAAACCAAAUGAUGAACAGAACGUCUCAAAUGCAACUCUUGAUGUAUUGACAACGUUAAAAAGUUUGGAAAGAACCGCUAAUAUAAUUGCACCUUGUCAGUCGCCAAAUUCGUCAAGUGAAUCUGGAGCAUUGUGCAUUGAUGAAAAACGAAGAAUAUCAUCAAAUGGACCAAUUCAGCAGCAUCCUACAAAAUCCGAAACAAUAAAUAAUCGUUUGGAAAUUAAUAAAUCACCAUAUUCAAGACCACAAAUUGUAACAACAAAUAUUGAAAUUCAAUCUCGAAAUCAGUUGUUUAUAAAACGAGAAGAUGUGAAUUUAAUUGAGAACAAAAAUUCUGAUUUAAAAUUUAUUAAUCAUUAUUCGAGAAAUUUAGAAAAAUCUGAGAAAUCAGAAUCGAUUAUCGAUGAAGAGGAAGAGGAGGAGGAAAUUAUUGAUGUUGUUAGAAUUGAUGGUCCAUGUGAUCCAAUGUGGAGGCCUUGGUGUCACACAGGAAACUUUACAGAUGAUUUUUUCGGCAAUAUUUCAUUAUCCAAUUGCACAAAUCUCACAGAAAAUACAACUGCCACUUGUAGCAUUGGCUGCAUGAAACUCAAAAUUAAAGAUAACAAUCGACGCUUAACUACCUAUGAUUGUCACGACAAAAACAUUGAUAAGAAAUUAAAUGAAACAGCGAUAAUAAAAAAGAUAGUGUGCUACACGAAUUUUUGCAACGGAGAAAGAUAUUGGAAUAUUCCAAUUAUCAAAACAUCGUCAACAAAAAAUUAUGUUUCUGAAUUUUGGAUUUAUAUUUGUAUUAUAAUUUUAGUGAGUGUGAUGAUUCAUGUUUUUAAAUUUAUUUGUCGAUGUGGUGAACAAAAUUCAGGUCGAAUGAAAAAAAAUGUCAAUAGCCGAACGAAUUUGAUUGGCGUUGGUGUUUAGAAAGAAAAAGAAAAUAAAUGAAUAUACAUAGGAUAAA